UCUCUGGAUAUUCACUUCAUGUACCUGUCUGGAAUGCUGAGACAAGAACACAAACAUAUAAAAUGUACACGUUCAGGAGAUAAAUGGUGUCAUGGCUGUUUUGUUUCAUUUCCUGCAGUGUUAUGUUAGAAGGUGAUCCACACUGAACAGUCUGGAUAACUUUCUCAGUAGUUUUAUUUCUAGUUUGGGUCUGACUCGUACCAAAAUGUCAGGGGACUCUCUCAUGUCUGGCUCCUUUGUGGUAGCAGACUAUGUGGUGUUUGCUCUCAUGCUGGUGGUGUCCGCCGCUGUCGGGGUCUACUACGCCUGGGCGGACAGGGGCCAGCGAAGCUCGGGAGACUUCCUAAUGGGGGGCCGAAGACUGACAGCCCUGCCUGUCUCCUUGUCCCUGACUGCCAGCUUCAUGUCAGCUAUCACCGUGCUGUCCAACCCGGCCGAGGUUUACCGCUAUGGAGCCAAUAUUGGAUUUUAUGGUCUCUCCUAUGUAAUGACGAUGGUGGUCACAUCUGAGGUCUUCCUUCCAGUCUUUUACAGGCUGGCCAUCACCAGCACGUAUGAGUAUCUGGAGCUGCGUUUCAACAGAGCAACACGUCUGCUGGGAACUGUGCUCUUCAUUGUUCAGACCAUCCUCUACACUGGAAUCGUCAUUUAUGCCCCAGCUCUUGCUUUAAACCAAGUAACUGGUAUGGAUCUGUGGGGUGCAGUGAUCUCCACGGGCGUGGUCUGCACCUUUUACUGCACAAUGGGUGGUCUGAAGGCAGUGGUGUGGACUGAUGUGUUCCAGCUUGGUGUCAUGCUUGCAGGCUUCCUGUCUGUCAUCAUCAGGUCUGUGGUCUUACAAGGUGGAGUCUUCCCCAUCAUUUCAGAUUCACAACAAGGAGGGAGGCUCAACUUUUGGGACUUUGACAUAAACCCUCAGAGAAGACACACUUUUUGGACCACUGUCAUAGGAGCGACGUUUGGCUAUAUCACACUCUAUGGGACUAACCAAUCCCAGGUUCAGAGAUACGUCUCCUGCAAGAGCAUCACUCAUGCCAGAGUAGCACUGUACAUCAACUUGUUAGGUCUGUGCUCCUUCUUGCUGUGCUCAGUGUUUGCAGGAAUGUGCCUCUACUCAGUCUAUAUGAACUGUGACCCAUGGACAGCCGGACUGGUUUCUGCUCCCGAUCAGCUGAUGCCAUAUAUGGUGAUGGACAUGUUGACAGACUAUCCUGGCCUUCCCGGACUAUUUUUUGCAUCAGUAUAUAGCGGCUCUCUAAGCACAGUGUCUUCCAGCAUCAAUGCAUUGGCUGCAGUGACAUUAGAGGACUUUAUCAAACCGUACACUAACAUGUCUGAGAAACACCUGUUCUGGAUGUCCAAAGGACUGAGUUUCUUUUAUGGAGUUUUAUGCAUUACCAUGGGUGGACUGGCCUCAGUCAUGGGAGGGAUGAUGCAGGCAGGUGUCAUUAUCGGUGGGGUCAUUGGAGGUCCUUUACUUGGCCUAUUCACAUUGGGUAUCCUCUGUCCAUUAGCCAAUUCCAAAGGAGCUUUGUCAGGCCUUGCGUCAGGGUUGGCUGCAUCCUUGUGUGUGAGCCUUGGAGCCCUGAUGUACCCUUCCCCUCCUGCAAUGACCCGACCUCUGUCACUGACCACUGAAGGUUGUAACUUCACCACGACACACAGCCUCAACUGGACCUCCACUGCUCUGCCCACAGAAUCAAGCUCCAUCACCACAGCCCCAUUACAGAACAGCGAUGACAAACAACUGGCAGAAAACUGGCACUCUCCUUCCUACCUUUACUUCUGUCUUAUUGGAGCUGUAACUUCUAUCAGUGUAGGAGUGAUAGUCAGCCUGUUUACAGGAGGCUGGAGGGCCAGGGAGGAAUCGAGGCUUUCCUUUAUGAAAGAAGACACAACUACUUAUCACAUAUUCUCGUUUUUCAAAGACAGAGUCAUGAGACGAGCAGAAAAGCUUCACCUGACAAAAAACGGAGAGAAGAAAGUUGGCAACAUAAAUGCUGCUUUCUGUGAUGGUGGUCUUUACAGGCAGCAUUCCCACAUUCAUUCCCUCUAAUGGAAACUUUUUUUUGUAAUUACAAAAAAAACAGGAUAUCCCUGUUUAAAAAUGUACAUCUGCAUGUUUAUUGUUGUUCUCAUUAUAUAUUAGCUAUUAAUUAUAGCUCUGAUGUUUUAAGGAAUUAUUUUUUCCAGUCUGAAAAUGUGUUUGAUCUCUCUCUGACAUGCCUUUAAAUAGUGUAACAUUUCUCUUAAUUAGUAUGUGUGUUAUCCUUACUGCUUUUAACACAAAAUUGAACACCUGCGCAAUAGCUUAAACGUAUCUCACAGCCAGAGGGUGCUGCUGAUUUGUUAUAUGAGGCACAUGAGCUCUUCCUUUGGAUACUUGGAUUUGAAUGGAGGUACCAUUACAACACCUGUUUGUGGUCUGCAUUGUUACAAGGGUGCAGA
This is a messenger RNA of Morone saxatilis (striped sea-bass), 2448 nucleotides long. Its product is annotated as sodium-coupled monocarboxylate transporter 1-like. Gene Ontology annotation, molecular function: organic acid:sodium symporter activity. Gene Ontology annotation, cellular component: membrane. Gene Ontology annotation, biological process: sodium ion transport; propanoate transmembrane transport. The coding region runs from base 206 to 2056 and encodes 616 amino acids. The record is from RefSeq and is a predicted model, not a curated record. The transcript is spliced from 17 exons. Lineage: Eukaryota; Metazoa; Chordata; Actinopteri; Moronidae.